AUGUUCAAUGACGCUGACAACGGAACCACUCGGUCUCAGCCAGCCAUCUUCCGUCUUCACCAAACCGCCACGAACUACGGAGUACACUCGACGGCUCUCAUCAUGGCCAGCACGUCAGUGGCUCCAGCGCAACUGUGGCUGGUGCUGCAGGGAGAACAAUGUGAUCACGACCUGAUUCGUCAGGAUGCGGAUGCGCCGAUGGAAGAAGCCACUACGUGCAGAUACAUAUAUUUGUUGAUGAAUCAACGAUGA
Uncinocarpus reesii 1704 is the source of this 252-nucleotide messenger RNA. RefSeq lists its product as uncharacterized. The record is from RefSeq and is a predicted model, not a curated record. Bases 1 to 252 code for a protein of 83 amino acids. NCBI's taxonomy places the organism in Eukaryota, Fungi, Ascomycota, Eurotiomycetes, Onygenales, Onygenaceae. The transcript has a single exon.